GCGACUCCCGUGACCCACGCACGUUCCGGGAACAUCGGGGCCCGUGAAUUUCGCGCCCGAAUUUCGCAACUUUUCGGAACAUUCGUUGACAUUUUUUUGAUUUAGUGAUGCGCUGUUUUGUUGUGUUGUUCGUUUUAUUUUUUGUUUUCCUACCGAAGCCGACGGAGGCGAUUCGAUGGCUAUCCCUGCACGAGAGCGUAGGAAACUGGACAGAAAGCGAUUGCUGGGAGGCGAAACAAAAUGGCAGCCUCUGGGGUGAGCAGGUGCGAGUCUGUAGACGUCAGCCAACAGCGAUGCCUCACGUUGCGGCCGCAGCACGGCUGGUUCGCUCAGCCUGCCUUUCUGCCCACUCGGGCGAACGCUGGAACUGCUCAACUAUCGAACUAGCGCCGAAGUAUACGCCGGAUUUGCUCACAGGUACACGCGAGCAAGCGUACGUAUACGCAAUGUCAGCGGCCGCAUUGUCGUGGAGCGUGGCACGUGCUUGCGCGUCGGGCUCGCUCGCUGCUUGCUCCUGUGCUGCCCCACCACGUGCUCCCCCACGGCCACCACGACAGGCAACCUCAGAACCCCACGCGAGGUUUAAGUGGGGUGGUUGUGGGGAUAACUUUCAUUGGGCAGAAAGAUUCGCCAGACAGUUCCUAGAUGCACACGAAAUAGAUAUACGAGAUGGAAACUAUGAGGAAUAUGAAGAACCAACCACGACUGAAUUAACAACACUGGAACCCACAACUGUCCCACCAAUUGUCAUACUGGUUGAUGAUCAACCUGCACCGCCAAACUUCACGACUAUGACCCCAAAAAGGAAAGGUCGACGGGGACGAAAGCGUCUCCCGAGGUCACCCCGGAGGGGCAGGCCAACUCGGAAACGAUUCAGAGAAAGAUAUGAAUAUGACGAUAGAGGCUUCAGACAUCGCAAUAUAGAAUAUCGUAUGGCUGCAGACGACCCUCGCUUCGACCCUCAAGUGGAUUUGCAAACUCGGCUCGAACGUUUACGACCGCUUAUAGCUUCUGCAAAUUUGAUGAACGUACGCUUUGGCAGGAAAACAGUAUCAAAUAGUAUGCGCACGAAAUGCACCUGUCAUGGCGUCUCAGGGUCGUGUUCGGUGCGAACAUGUUGGCGAUCCUUAGCACCAUUACAAAGGACAGCCUCUGAAUUGGCAAGGGAGGCUGCGCGGGCUGGGCCUCUGAGGGCCACAAGACGCGCUGCUAGGGCGAAGCCCCGGCUGCGAUAUGUCACACCAAGUCCAGACUAUUGCGAACCUGAUACCGCUGCUGGAUCCUUGGGAACCCAUGGCAGGCAAUGCAAUAUCAGCCUCGGCACCGGACCUGGUGGCUGUGGAAGGUUGUGUUGUGGUCGUGGAAGAAAGGCGCUCCGUCACAGUCGACUUGAACGCUGUCAUUGUCGUUACCAUUGGUGCUGUCGAGUUGACUGCCAACUAUGUCGUGUCACCAGCGAAGAGCAUUAUUGUAACUAAAACAUUCCAAUCAAAAUACAGCGAGGAAAUACGAUUUUACUUUUAUUAUAAAAGGCAGACAACAUUAAACAUGUCUCCAUUAGCGUCAAUCACACAAAUACAGGUUUUACAAGUAGCGGCACGAAACUCUAGCGCUGACCAUUAUUGCGCAGAAGUUAAAAAUAAGGUACCUGAGGGGGGCUAGCGGAAUGAAGAGCGUCGAUUGGCUCUCCAGUCGCCUUCUGGCCCCCGCCCCACAGUACACAUGCGCAGCAAUCCCCUCCACGUAUCGGCCAGCGCUAGACUUACGUGCCUAUAAUAGUAGCUUCUUUAAUACUGGUAGGUGCUCUUAAUAAGUGGUACAUUCAGACUUAGUAAUCCCGUAUCAUUCAUUUAAAAAUAGGCUUGCAGAUGUCAUGUUAGUAAUCAAGAUGUUUAUUUAUUUAUAUAUACAUUCUAAAACAAUGUGUAUGCCUAAAAAGUACAAGAAAAUGUGACAACACAAAUUUAACACACUUACACAUCAAUUACAUUAGAACAUAAGCAAUAUAUCAAAGGAA
Messenger RNA from Pieris rapae (cabbage white), 2017 nucleotides. Its product is annotated as protein Wnt-11-like. Gene Ontology annotation, molecular function: frizzled binding; cytokine activity. Gene Ontology annotation, cellular component: extracellular region. NCBI's taxonomy places the organism in Eukaryota, Metazoa, Arthropoda, Insecta, Lepidoptera, Pieridae. The coding region runs from base 108 to 1478 and encodes 456 amino acids. The transcript has 7 exons. Gene Ontology annotation, biological process: cell fate commitment; neuron differentiation; canonical Wnt signaling pathway. The record is from RefSeq and is a predicted model, not a curated record.